Messenger RNA from Cokeromyces recurvatus, 852 nucleotides. RefSeq lists its product as uncharacterized. The transcript has 3 exons. Gene Ontology annotation, cellular component: nucleus. Gene Ontology annotation, molecular function: DNA-binding transcription factor activity, RNA polymerase II-specific; RNA polymerase II cis-regulatory region sequence-specific DNA binding. Lineage: Eukaryota; Fungi; Mucoromycota; Mucoromycetes; Mucorales; Mucoraceae. The record is from RefSeq and is a predicted model, not a curated record. Gene Ontology annotation, biological process: regulation of transcription by RNA polymerase II. The coding region runs from base 1 to 852 and encodes 283 amino acids.
AUGAUGCAGUAUGGUGCUCCCUACAAUGCUUUAGUCCUGCCUACUCUGUCUUUAGACUCCCCUUUUCUUCUCUGGCUUAGUCAGCAUCAACUACCAAAAUUACCUUCAAUUCAAUCUAUGCUUGAAGGUAUUACUAUCAGCAAUGAAAAUAAGGGACAGUCUUCCUUAACUAUGAAUAAUCAUCGUCGUCACGCUUCGGAAUAUAGUAUAUCAUUAAACCACUUUUUACCAAAGCCACUUGAACCAAAAAUAGAUGAUUUAACAAGUAAUAAAACCUCAACAACUAGGAAUAACUUUUAUCAUAGUCGUUCGUAUUCAGAUUAUACUCAUCCUUAUCCUGUUAGUAUUAAUAAUAAUACUUCUCAUACAAACCAUAGACGCGCCUACUCGACAAGUACUAUAAAUUUUCAUCAAAUACAACAGAACCCACCUUCUCUCUCUUUAUCUCAUUCUUCUUCAUCAUCUUCAUCCUCUUCUUUUUCUUUUGAUGAAUCUCAUAAAUUAAUGCAUCAGGUAUCUGAUAGCAAAAGCAAAUUAAAUCACUCUACUUCAACAUAUAAAGCGAAAUUAAUAACACCAAAGCAGCAUAAUAAAUACAUUUGCUCCUAUUGUACUAAAGGAUUUUCGCGACCAUCUUCAUUACGUAUUCAUAUCUAUUCACAUACAGGCGAAAGACCUUUUGAAUGUAUUGAGGAAGGUUGUAAUCGUAAGUUUAGUGUACAAAGUAAUAUGAGACGGCAUCUACGUGUCCAUCGAUUAGGAAAAUCACUUAAACGAAAUGGUGGAUGUAUUUCCCCAGCUGAUCGAGCACAACUAAUCAAUAAACCUCUAGCUGCAAAUCAAUGGAUAUAA